CGUCACGAGGGGAGACAUUAAUACAUGAACAAACCUAAAAUAUCCAGUAAAUUGGCUUACCCAGACUCAGCUGCGUGCACACACUUACACACAAAACAUUUACUCAGCAUUUAAAGAACAAACUGACUGAAGAAAUUAGUGAAAAACCAAAACUGAACACGUGGUGAGUCUGACAGAUGGCUCGUCUCUCUCCACCAAUGGACGGCGAGAGUGUGGCGCUCCGAAAUGUCCUUCAAAAUUAAUGGUCCAGGACAGGAAAAGGCAUACCAUUGAGGUGUUGCCUGCAGAUGAGAAGAGUCUGUGUGAAUCUCGCGAGCCUAAGUGUGCUGGUGGUAGUCUAAUAUCAGAGCAGGAGAGGGAUACUUUGGCGUGGUUCUGUACCGGUGUCUCAGGAAACAAGUGAUCUAAACUGGUAGCCACCAUGGGUGCGGCAGCUGCUGUGUUUUUGGUGUUUCUCGGUUGUUGCUCAAAUGUUAUCUUUCUUGAGCUGCUUGUGAAGAAUGAGCCAGGCAGUGGAAACAUCAUCACUUGUGCACAGUUUGUUUUCAUUGCAAUUGAGGGAUAUAUAUUUACUUCAGAAUUUGGUAGAAAGAAAAAUGUGAUACCAAUUAAAGACUACAUGGUUUUGGUGAUCAUGUUCUUCAUUGUCAAUGUAACAAACAACCUGGCAUUUGGUUUUAAGAUCUCGAUGCCUUUGCAUAUGAUAUUUCGUAGUGGUGGUUUGAUUGCCAAUAUGAUCAUGGCUAUUAUUGUGCUAGGAAGACGCUAUACUUUUUCAAAAUAUUUGUCUGUGGCUAUGAUUACCAUGGGCACUGCAAUCUGCACCUUUGCAUCAGCAGACAAUCUGAAAGAUUCGGAUGAAGGAGAGGAGACGGUUGAAGGCAUCUCAAACUUCAUGACAUGGCUGUUGGGUAUCGGCCUCCUCACCUUUGCUCUUUUUCUGUCGGCUCGGAUGGGCAUCUUCCAGGAAUGUCUUUACUCCCAGUACGGGAAGCAUCCAAGAGAAGCUCUUUAUUACAUUCAUAUGUUAUCCCUGCCUGGGUUCCUGCUAACAAGUGGCAGCAUCAUUGAACACGCUAUCAAGUACAGUUCCUCUGAGCCCUUGCUUGCCCUGCAAGAUAUCCCAGUUUUAGACAACAUCCCAAAGUUAUGGAUUUUCUUAAUGGGGAACAUGCUCACACAAUAUGUGUGUAUUAGCUCAGUUUUUACACUGACAUCAGAAUGCACUUCUUUGACAGUGACUUUGGUCCUGACUCUGCGUAAAUUCCUGUCUCUCAUUUUCUCUAUUAUUUAUUUCGUGAACCCAUUUACUCUGUAUCACUGGGUAGGGGCACUCUUAGUAUUUAGUGGAACGCUGCUCUUUACAGAUUUCGUUGGAAAGGUUAGGGAAACAUUUGGCAAAUCCACAGUAAAGGAAGAAUAAUUUCUUAGUUUUAGAAGUAAGAAUUUUUUUCUUUCUUUCUUUUUUUAUGCAAGUCCAUGCUCAUGGGAUGUUGCAUGUUACUGACCAGUGAAGGGGAAACAGUAUUCCUCUUUUCAUUAUCAUAUUCAUCCCUAAUAAUCAUUAUUUAUUUGGUUCUACAUAAUCACGUAUUGUUAUUUUUUCCUUUGUAAUAUUGAUUUGCUUUGUAGAAUAGUAACAUAUUAAUCAUAUGACAGGUUUGCUCUCACAGCAAAUAGUGAUGUCAAAGGAGUAGGAAAUGUGGUGUUCACAUAUAAAGACUUAUUAGAUGUAGAAGUGAAGUGCCUAUUGUUAUUCAUGUUGUACUAUUUCCUAUCUUUAUGUAAGAUAAAGGUUUUGAAAGGGAUAAAAGACAUAGGAUAGUAUGAGUUGUGUAAUAAACUGGUUCAGGAUAUUUUGGAGGUUGUAAUAUAAGAAAGUUAGUUGACUUGAUUUUUGUCUAGUUUGCUGCAUCUUGCAUGUUUUGCAAUUUAUAGAGCUGUCACAGCACAGACGUCGAGGUUGAUUAUCAUUAUUUUUGUUAAUAGAUUAUAUGUUUUUUAUAUUUGAAAUAGUAGUAUUAGCAUUUUGUUUAAUGUAAUAUUUGUUAUUAUUCUCAAAAAUAUAGUACUGGUAUAUAUUUUCCUUAAAUGAAAGUACAUUUAUUUAGCAUUAGCUGUUAGAAAAAGGUCCUCAGAUCUUCUGUAAGCUCUUGAGGUCCAUACCGAUUGUGAAGUUUGCAUCUUUCUAAAUGAAUAGCAAGAAUAACACAUUCAGUUCAAUCUUCAGGUUACUAGGAUGAAUAUUUAAUGGUAGACUAUCACUUAGUUGUGUAUGGUUUUUAUAUAUUAUUUAGGUAAAGAUCAAGGAUUCUGAUCUCAUAUAGGUUCAGAUAAACCAAAGGCUUAAAUGCUGUGCAAUCAUUGAUCUUCUCACUACAUUUCUUUGGUAUUUUGUGUUUAAUAACAAAGAGUUAUAAUAGUCCUACAAUUAAACUGUGAUGUUCAUAAGCUAUCAUCCAGAUGCAUCUAAAGAGAGAGGAUUAAAAAGAGUUUGCUGCAUUAAUUUACAAAUGAAAUUUGUUAAAGAUCAUUCCUGAGAAGAUGCUAAGAUAAACCUGAAAUUCACUUGUAUCUCUUUCAUUUGGAAUUGAUUCAGUAUUCAUUUAAACUGGACCUAUAUUCUUAAGUUAAAGUAACUCCUGAUGUUGUUCAUAUUGUGAGAUCAUAUGAUGUGGUUUAUUUUUAUCACUGUUAGGUCAUUAAGAAAUAGUAAUUAAGCUGUUGCAUUUAUUUACUGGACUUCCUGACUUGUUAAAUCUGAAUCCUUUACAGUUAAGGUUGUGUGUAGUGUUGAAUUAACUUGGUAUUACUACUACUUUGUCUUCCUCUUUUUACUUUUCUUGUUAUUCUUCCAUAAUGGCUUUUGUUUUUUAUGUUUUUCUGUAGUACAUCUGUCAUUAAAAUAAUAUAGAAGUAUUUUGUGGGAUAGGAAUAUGUGAUUAUGGAGCUUCCACUUGUUCUGUAGUUUCAUACCAGUUGAUAUUGAUAUAUGAAACAGCAGUAGCCUCUAGUGAUAUUAGACAGAUUAUACCAUAUAGAUAUUAAUCAUUCAUCCAUUUAUUUGAAUUACAGUUAUUUUUUUACUUGUAAAAGCAUUUUACAGGUAUUUUGAUGGUUACCAGUUCCUCUCAUGCCUUCAUUUGAGGUGUUGUUCACUUGCAUGUGCAGAUCCAACACUUUCUUGGUGGCUUGAGUGUACAAGUAUGUACCAUCUUCCAGUGCUGUUGACAUUGGGAGCUUCUGAUGUUUUUACAUUUACCUCACACUUAAUAUACAAUGAUAUAAUUUAUUUUUUGAGGAUAAAUGCAGUUUUUUGCAUUUAUGUAAUAGUGAGAUAAUACUCUGAAUGGUAUUACUUUUGUUAAAAAACAAACAAACAAACAUAUACGUGAAAUAGUUUGAAAAAUAAACAUAACCUGUAUUUGUUAUAUGAUUCUGCCAAAGUAUUUAUCUCUUAUUUUUAUGUGUAGCAUCCGUUUUGGCACUUUGAUGUAUAAUUCAGAUUUAAGAGGUAUUAUUAUUGUAUCUGUGAUUCUUGAAAGCUUGAUAUGUAUGAGAAAUAAUCCACGACUUUGCUAAUGAUAAAGUAG
Molecule: messenger RNA, 3593 nt
Organism: Penaeus chinensis
Lineage: Eukaryota; Metazoa; Arthropoda; Malacostraca; Decapoda; Penaeidae
Product: UDP-xylose and UDP-N-acetylglucosamine transporter-like
Exons: 8
Coding region: 422-1423 (333 amino acids)
Biological process (GO): transmembrane transport
Cellular component (GO): Golgi membrane; endoplasmic reticulum membrane
Molecular function (GO): UDP-xylose transmembrane transporter activity; UDP-N-acetylglucosamine transmembrane transporter activity
Source: RefSeq, a predicted model, not a curated record